Messenger RNA from Cryptosporidium ubiquitum, 2322 nucleotides. Its product is annotated as dual specificity phosphatase. The transcript has a single exon. The coding region runs from base 1 to 2322 and encodes 773 amino acids. Gene Ontology annotation, biological process: protein dephosphorylation. Gene Ontology annotation, molecular function: protein tyrosine/serine/threonine phosphatase activity. Lineage: Eukaryota; Apicomplexa; Conoidasida; Eucoccidiorida; Cryptosporidiidae. The record is from RefSeq and is a predicted model, not a curated record.
AUGUUAACUAAUGAGCGUUUGGAUGUAAUUAGAAGGUAUAGAACAAUAUGUAGUGAGAUAAUAGAAGGUAAACUGUAUCUUGGGGGAUAUUACGUAGCUUGUAACUGGGAGAAAUUGGAAGAAAGUGGCAUAACACAUAUAAUUAAUGUAUCAGGAGACACUUGUACAAACGUCUUUCAAGAUAAACUAGAAUACAAAACCUACUUUGUGUUGGAUACACCCCAGGAAAGUAUUGAAGGAGUGUUGUAUGAUAGUAUUGAAUGGAUAAACACAAAGCUAAAUGAAAGCAAUGUAAACAGGGUAUAUGUGCAUUGCCAGGAAGGAGUUUCUAGAUCUUCCAGUAUAGUAAUAGGCUAUUUAAUGUGGAAAUAUAAUCAAAGUUUUAAUGAUGCUUCAGAGUAUGUGAGGGAACGAAGAAGUACUUCGAGUCCGAACAUUGGUUUUACUUAUCAGUUAUUAUUAUUUCAGAAAGCUUUGAACUCAGGCAAACUAAAUUUAUCAACUGUUGAAGAAGGAGGAGGAAGAGCUGAGUUUCCUUCUAUAAGCCAUUUAGGGAAGAAACACUGGGUUACUUCUUUGAAACUUUACUAUAUGUCCGAAUAUGGAAUUCCUGUGUCAUUGAUUAACUGGAAAGGUGGUGGAAAUAAUGGCUUUACUUUAAAUUCGAGCAAAAUUUAUCUGUUAAGACAGAGUCUUUUGGAAGAGGCAGAUUACAUUCGUCGUGAGAAGCUUUGGAUCUGGAUUGGAAGCCAGGCAAAAGAAGGAGUUAGGGAAUCCAUUUUAGGUGUUUUGAGGUUUUGCAGGCAAAUCCUCAUGAUUGAAAUGGGCCAUUUCUCAUCUUUGGAGCUCGAAAACUUAGAAAUUAGGGCAGACUUGAUAAUUGGAGCGCUUGGAGAUGAUAAGAACUCAACCUCUGAAUACAUUACAAAUAUUCUCUCAUCCACUGUAAUUCUCGAGUACUUCCAUGAAUUCUCAGAGAGCGGGGAAUUCAUGCAGAAUUUGGCGCCAACUAGCAUGCACUCAAGUAGCUCUUGUGAUGUCAUGCAAAGGUCAUUUUCUUCUCCAUCAAUAAAAAAUAUUUCAAAAGCUGCAAUUCCACUUGGUUUUGAUGAUGACCAUGAUUUCGACGACGAAAAUGACAGGAAAGAUGAGAAUAACACACAACCUUUAAACCAGACAUUGAAUUCAGAAAUAGGGUCUAGCUCAGAGUCAUCGUCUUUAGUAUCUUUGGACGAAUCAUUAUCAUAUUUUUCUUCAUUUGCAUCUUCAGAUGGGUCUCCAGUCUCUUCGAGAAACUCUCCAACUAACCUCGAAGACACCAUUGAUGAAUCUGGAGAAGUGGUAGGAAGAAAUAACCAACAUCAUUUUUCGUUAGAUUCCCAACGAAUUAACUAUACAAGAGAGCACCUACUAGAUGAGGGGGGCAGAAAAGAGCUUAAUCCUUUAACCUUUAAUAAAGUAGUUAUACCGAAGCUUGAUUUUACUUUCAAAGGAGGAGAGAAUUCUUUUGAAAUUCAACACCGAGAACAGAAACAAAAACAAAAACAAAAACAAAAACAAAAACAAAAACAGGAACGGAACCAGGAACCCGAGAUGGACUUAAUACCUCAAUCUUCUACCAAAGAUCCUAUUCCAACAAAGAGCCAGCACUCAAUAUUAUUUAAUCAAGACGAAGCUUUCUGCUAUAAUAGCAGCAGUUACUCUAAGAGAAGUUCCAUCUCUCAGGGAAGCUUUUAUAUGAAUGAAGAUAGUUACAGUACUUUGGAUGGAGGAGGAAUAAAAGUUCUACUAUUUAGGUUUCCUGACUACUUUGGAUCGGAGUCUCUACGCUUCUUCGACUCUGAAGACCUUCUUCCUGGCUCUGUUUGUCCCCUUAUCGUCAUAGGUGAAAUAACCUCUGAAGGAAAAAGAGAUAAAGAUGAGAAAGCUAAAGAAAAACAUGCCAAUCUAUUGUCAAAUUCUUUAGACAAAGAUUUGAGAGCUACCGUAGUUUAUCUUUGGAUCGGAUCAAAAACUGCAUACUUUAAUCAAGCCAAACAAAUUUUAUCCGAACAUUUUGAAAUUGGAAAAAACAACCAUAAUAAUCAUUCAGAUGUAAGGUCAUUGUUAAUUGGAGAGAAAAAUCAAAAUUUACAGGAUUCACAAAAUCUUGAUUAUGAUGGCCAUUGUAAACAAAUUAAUCAUUUUGAGUUGGAUAUCACCCAACUUUUGAUUCUACUAAUUAGGAAUAAUUCAAAAUUGAGUUUAAAAGACAUUAAGUCGGUCUACUUUGAGUUUGAAGGAGAAGAAUCUAACAGCUUUUGGAACUAUUUCUAUCAGUAA